AUGUCGUUUAAUUUUAGUAUUGAGAACAAUUCGUCACAGUGGAAAAAUUACACUUUUUAUUCUUACUACAGCUACGUAGAUUAUUUUAUGAAUUUAUUAAUAGUGAAUGUAACAUUUGCGGUUGCUGGUACACUGAUCAACGUUUGGUUUCUGGCAGCCAUGUUGCUGGAUCGGAAAAUUCGCUCUCGGAUGCGCAACAAAAUUAUCUGUGGUUUGCUGGUGGUCAACUUAACAGAGACUGUGAUACUCUGCGGUCUGGAUAUUAUUGACAGUUCUGCGGUCCUGCUUGAGGCAAAUCAAUUUCAUUGUAAUGUCUACGCGGUUUACGAAACCAUCUACCACACCCAAGACUUUGUCGGCAACUGGUACCUUGUAAUUCUCCUGUGUGUUUUUACAACUCGUUCGAUGAAAUUUGAACCUAGAUUUACCCCACGAUGGAAGAACAUUUUAACUUCUGUUAUCUUCAUAUCUCCAUGUGUGUUUGCUUUAUUCUUUGUUCCGCUGACAAUGAAUAGAUAUUAUUCUCGUUUUCAUGACGCUAUCUGCCUGAGUGCCAGCAAAGCUAAACUAAUCUACAUAUGUUUAGAUACGAUUGUUCCCCAGACACUGGCAGUCUUACUUUUGAUGAUAGCUUCAGCAUUUAAGCGACGGCGAUAUUUCCAAGGACCCGCUUCGGACGCUCUUCGUGACCAGCUCAUAGACGACAGAUCCCAGAUUGAUCCCUGGUACCCUUUCGUCGCUCUCCUGGUCACUGCGAUAGCGACUGACAUCUUUAAAGUAGUAUACUUUAUAAAUCCAAGAGUUUUCUAUAUGCUUGAGCACUGGACCAUGAACCGUUUGUUUUUGGUCUUCCAAGUUGUCACCUACCUACGUCUUGUCGUCGUGCCCCUUGUGAUUCUGCUGUUUCCAGACAUUAGGGAACAAAUCAAAACAUGGAGGCCUUGCCGUAGAUCUGUUCCUCCUACAGAUUUGGUUGUCACCUAUGAGAAAAAUACUUCGUGA
Molecule: messenger RNA, 1002 nt
Organism: Candidula unifasciata
Lineage: Eukaryota; Metazoa; Mollusca; Gastropoda; Stylommatophora; Geomitridae
Source: the annotation of a GenBank genome assembly